This is a messenger RNA of Eimeria mitis, 5712 nucleotides long. RefSeq lists its product as uncharacterized. The record is from RefSeq and is a predicted model, not a curated record. Lineage: Eukaryota; Apicomplexa; Conoidasida; Eucoccidiorida; Eimeriidae. Bases 1 to 5712 code for a protein of 1903 amino acids. The transcript has 9 exons.
AUGGACUCUCAGGACUCAACCCUAGUUGGUCGCUCCCUAAAGGGAGGUGGUACAAUGCAACAGUACGCAGAGGCAUUUCGGCGGACGACUACGAGAGUCAAGGUCGACCCCCGUGCUGCAGCCACGACAAUGCCGCAAGAGAACUCCACUGCCCAAUCUAAUUUCCCUGUAGAUGGAACUGGCCACUUGCUACAGGGGAGUUGGAACUCACCCACAAAAUUCGACCGCCUGCGAGAUCUCAGCUUGCUCACAGAGAGAGAUGAAGCAGAAGUGUUUCCUCCACUCCGCCAGGAGAUCACGUAUACACUUCCUACACCGCCAGCCACACAAGAGACAGAACCGGAAUUUUGGCACCCUACAAAUCCAUCCACCAUCGCUGCCAGAAGACACCCAGUUGCAGAAACUUUCCUCGGGGGUGAUACCCUUCCAAGGCAGUUGAUCUCUCGGUUGAAUGCCAGCGACGUACGCCUUCUUGCUGGAGAGACGGAACAGCUCACAGCUCCCUUUGUGAGAGUGGAAGGAACAUCUGAAAAAUACCGUUUCUUUCCGGCAUCUGAGGAAUUGCCUUUAUCUGGUCUCUGGCACGAUCCUCCCCUUUUUAGUGACGCUGGAAAGGGUCAAACCGCCUUAAAGUUCAAGCCGAAGGAGCCGUUGGGAACUACGAACAGCAACACAAGAUCGUUACCGCCGGAUCCUUCGGGACUUCCGAUGGUCCCCCCACGCCCUAUAUCGCUGUCUGAGCAGCAAGUUAAAACAGCACCAAGAGCGGCAAUGCAGUACACACCGGAAGACAUAACAGUCUAUCCAGGAGGAAUCCCAGUGGAGAAUGUAGUAGACAUCCAGGAAAAAGCCCUUUUUAAGUCGUUCGAACAGCUUUCUCAAGACUCGGUCGUUGAAAAUCUCAUGCUUGAAGCGGUGAGACCAGGGUUCAAAAGGGGGGCGAUACAGCAACUCCAGCAGCCUACUGACAUGCAAUGGAGGGAGCAGCAGCACUGGGAGAAAACGAGAGCAAAGAAGGCAGAAGGAGAGGCGGUAGUUCCGGCUGAGCCACCUACGAAAACCGAGAGGGCAGCGCAAACGAGCGGCAAGAAGGUUACAUUUGAUUUACCAAGCUCUUCUUCACCGCAGCAGAUGAGUUCCAGUGGAACGAACUACGCCGAGGGCGAGCUAGAGCAACUAACGGAACGUCUCCAUCAGAUCCAGCACGCGAACCAAUCUCAUGAGACUCAAAAACGAGCAGACGUUAGCGGCGUCGUGCCGGGGUCAGCAUCUGAUGGGCUGUUGAAGGGUACCCACGAGUCUACCGGUGAUACGUUCGUGAACGAGCUCAUAUCACGGUGUUCUUUAAAGUUGAGAACUCUGAGUGGCGACACAAAGUUUUCUUCAGUCGAGCCCAAGCCUCGCAACUCGACUGUUGCGCCUAAAGAGAUAACUCGCCCUUCUCGCUUGUUAAAAGACAUCGAGGCUGUAGAGAUCCGCAGGAACCAGAGGGGCGGAAGCAAACCGGGGGUAGAGGGAAACCGUUCAGGACAGCAUAAAGCCGGUUCCACCCUUUAUUUGCCGCAGCCGACGGAAGAACCGAUAUCUCUUAAAUGCUCAAAAGACGUGGACGAAGAGUCUUUUGUAAGUGAAGAAGAAGCAGUUGAACACAUUCAUGACACUGUCAUUGAUCCUAUGGAUAAACCGUCCUAUGAGGUAUAUCACAGCACGCCUACACCACCGGAAGACCUUGUCGACGCAACCCCGACUUUGGAUGAGCUGACACGAAACUUCCUGCCCACCACAGGGUACCCUCAUGAUGCGAACAACAACGACUACCCUGCUGCAGUCCCUGCGUUUGUUUCCCGCCUAUCAAAAUCUCGAGAUAGCCGAAUGUCAGUGCCACCUGCCGCAGCAGUUCUGCAUGCCAUCCCGAAAGAGUCGGACGCUUGUUCAAUAGUUCAGGCAAUGCCUACGGAUCCGCGGUCGGGGGCUUCCCAAAUCACGGAAGUUGCGCUUGCAAACAUGAGUGGGAAAGAAAUUAGGAACGUUGAGGAGCUUGUGGCUGGUGGAUUUGUUGCACUCCAACGCCAGACACACAAGUUAGAUUACAGGAACCCAUGGGAAGACGAUAAGCUGCACCUCAAGAUGAUUGUGAAUGAACCGAUCCACGCCAGAGACCCACUAUUCGCGGAGAGACAGAAUGAACUCCUAAACAAGUGGAAAUAUCCGGCAAACGAAAUUUCACCCGGUUAUUACAUUAAAGAGGCAAAUCUGGAGGACGUCCGCCAGGCGAUCCUCGCCAACAAACAGAAGCGUUCCAUAUUUGACCUCCAAAAGGCCCUUAGGGAGGCGAAGGAGCACGAAGAAGAGGAACUUCGAAAACGCCGGGAAGCGGAAGAUGCCGAGAUUGCAAAGCGUUUACGAGAAGGCCAUGAGCGGGAGCAGGCUGCUGCGGCCAACGUAGAACAACAGCAGCCGCAGCCUGACGGCGCGCCUGCUGAACCGGCAGGAGCUAUAGAGACAACACAAGAACAGCCCUCAGAAACUGUUGAGCAGGCACAAACCGUUGAACAGCUUAAGAAGGCUUACCGAAAGCUCCGGAAGAUGGGGAAUGCAGAAGACAUAGAAGAGAUGAAGCGCAUCAAAAAGCAAAUAGCUGAACUCACAGGACGCAAGAAGAAGGCGGAAGCUCAUUUGAAAACGGGACGUCGGGAGGCACUAGCCCCCUCACCGGACACUGAGCAACCAACAUGGAAAACAGACGAACAAGUCGAAGACGAAAAAAGAAAAGAGCGAGUCAGGGAAAUGCUGAAAACGCAACAAAGGGGGGCAGCAGGCAUGCUGGCGAAGGUCAUAGAAGGAAGAGGCAUCGAAGUCCCGGAAGAAGAUGAAGACGAGAGUCCGGGAGAGGAGGACGAAGAGGAGAGUCAAGACGAGGAUGAUCAAAGUGCGGACGAAGAAGCAGAUAGCCAAAUCAGCAGCUAUGACGGCACGAUUUCGUCGGGCUCAGUGAGUAGCUACGAGUCCACAGAACAUCCCAUCUUCCAACGUUCCGAAUACUCUGCCUUGGAGUAUCAGGCCGUCCCUGAGUCUCUGCAAGAAUGGUUGAAGCUCCCCGUCGACUACUGCGGCAGGAUGCUUUUAGAGAGCAGCCAAGCGACUACGCUGCAUCCACGCAAGUUUGGGACUCGUGUAUUGCCAGCCAUGCGAAGUAGAGCCAGUGGGCUGAAAGAGCAGAUUCGGAUGUUCCUUAUGUUGGAAGCAAGAGGACCCGUAAUUCUGGUUUACUGUUCACCGGAACAUGUCCCUAAGAAGAGGUUAUUUAAUUUCUCUGCUAUCUGUAGCAAGGCAAAAACUUCUGAGGCAUCUGAAGUGUCCCCCCAAGAGUGGAAAUACCUAUGUGCUGUCGCUUUGGAUAACACUGGAGAAGUACAGGAUGUCGACAUGAUGGGCGGCGGUUCCGCCGCACCAUACAAAGCCAUCAAAAUAAACGCGCGCAUUGUUCAAGAUACAACAGCUCCUCCAUCGGAAGCAGAUUUAGCAUCCUUCACCAGGGAGCAGCUCGCUUUGCGUGAUAAAGCGUAUUUCAGUGGGUUUCUCAGUGCGGACACAGACACCGAAACAGCGGAGUGGCUAACGGUUUUCAAUGGGCGCAAGGCAUUCUAUCGCUAUCUUUCUGCAUGUAUGGAUGCCUCUAAGACACCCAUGCUUCCAGUUGUGGCAAGUCUUUGGAGUCCUGGCCCCAGAGAAAUUGUACUUCAAGGCGUGCCCUAUCACAAGGAAGUAGACAAGGCUAUUUUUGCUUCCUUGAAGGUGUCCUAUUUGGAUUCUUUGUGCUGCGGGUGGAGAGGCAUGGACGCAGAAGGUCUAGAAGCAUCCUUGCAGAACGUUGCAUGCAGAGUGAGAACGCUGGAUCUGACGGCGAACUUGUUUGGCUCCACCGUGCUGGCAUGGCUGGGUUGCCUCUGCAGUAAACUAAGAGUUUCUCACCUUUGCCUUGCAGAGAACAACGUUGCUGGAGAUUCAACGGCAGCCCAGGGUAUUGCAAAUCUCAUGGCAGAACCAGAUCCUGUAUGUCUGGACUUGAGGCGCACAGCCAUUGUGGACGAGGACUGUCAUCUCAUCGCCAGGGAGCUGGAGAACUCCAUGCAGCCGGGCCUCGUGCCCAAGAUGGUUAACGUUGGAGAAAACGAUAUAUCGGUGGAGGGCUUGAAGGCGCUUGCUGCAGCUGUGGUCAAAACACUGCCCCGCUUCAAGGUCCUGUGCCUUCCCAACAUACCUGCACUUGGCACCGAAACACUGCAAAACGUUCUCAAAGAAGUGCCACAGAUGCGAACGGCGCAGCUCUCUAGGGACCAUCCAUGUUUUCCUUUCCGCUCGCUAAACGAAAUGGAAUUGCCAGAAAGGUGCCUGUCGUUGCCUGCCGUAUUUAGCGGUAGGCUGUUUGUCGAAGUCGAUAGGCAUGCCUCGAGCCCUCCCGGGAAGCUGGCAACCACAACUCUUUUUCUGGCAUUCUUUGAGGUCAGGGGCCCAGCUCUUCUGCGGUAUUCCACUCCGCCAAGACCCAAACCAAACGCUGCCACGGCAAGCAAACGCCCACCUGGGGCGCCACUCGGAACCCUUGCUCGUUCUUUUGGGGACGGACUGGAGGGCAUCUUCUUAACGUCUGUUUCAUUAACAGCUUCAAGGCUUACUGUGAAAGGCAAAAAGAUUCUCUCGAGCGACUUGGUAUCCAGGGACAGUUCUGAGACUUGGGUGCUCCAGGGAGAGUCUGAAGAUUACAUACGGGAAUGGUUUAGAGUGCUUAGAAUCAGACAAGCAGGUGUAGCGUGUGACAGCAUUGGGAGGAGUUCCAAUGAGGCGCUCCACCCUGGCGUGGGCCAGUACUGCAGUAGCUGUUUCAGACGAAGCCUUGAACUGGGUGGUCGCCGGUUGGCCCCAGGACAGUUUGCUCGCUUGUUUAAGGCAGUUUCGACAGAUUUCCGUCUCAAAAGUGUCGAUAUGAGCAAUAUGGAAUUGGACGUUGAGGCGUUACAGAACUUCCCAGAAGUUGCUUUCUGCAAAAGUGAACUCACUCUCCUUGAUCUGUCAUUCAACAAUAUAACACCUCAAGGUGACAUGUCCAACGUAAUUGCCUUCUGUGGCAGCGCAAAGAACUGCGCUUGCUUGGUGCUAGACGGAAAUCCGCUCGGAAAUACUGAAGCAACCGCAGGCUUUGUCUUCAAGCUCCUGGAGUGCCGGGUUCAGAAUUUGUGUCUCAAUGCAUGCGGCCUUGGGGAUACAUUUGCUGAAGCCUUGACCAAACAGAUAGCAACUGAACCCAAGCGGUUCCCCUUUAUCACCGCCUUGGAACUCCAAACAAACUCUAUAUCUGUGGACUGCAUGAAAAAUUUGCUGGAUGUCUUAAUAAGUCGCUGUCCUGGUCUGUUGAAGCUCAGUCUUUACGGCAACGGAUUUGAUAAUAUUGGGCCAUUUAUUCGCCGCCUAGCAAUCGAUUACACCAAGACCCAUCGUGACACUCCAACUCGAAAGGUCACUUACUGCCGCCGCCAGGCUAAGAAACCGAAUACUGUCGUCCCACGCAACCCAGAGGCGACUCCGUCUUCAGACAAGUCGGCUCCUGCAGCUGCUCAACCGACAACAGCAAUCAAUUCUGCCCUUCCUCCAGCUAAGGCCGCUACGACGACAAGUCAGGGCUCCACCCCAAAACCUGCUGUUCAAAGCGCUUGA